CCGGCAUCACGUGCUUCACGAGCUCUAAUAGCCUAGCAAGACACGUUUGCCCCCCACGCGUACCUCACGCGUCCUUUCGAAGAUGGCUCCUUACCGCCCGUCGAACCGCAGCAACCGCUCCGGCCGUUCACAGGCCGACAAUGAUGUUUUUGAAGGCUUGCCGGUCAAGCAAUGGGGCGAACAAUUCGCGCGAAUCUCUCUCGCGCCUCCCGCAUCAGAGACUGCCAAGAAUGGCAGUGACCGCUGGGGCGAGCCGCCUAUGCCGCGCGACUAUCAGCUCCUCCUGCCAUGGACGCAACAGCUUCUCCGAUUAGCACGAAGUGGCAAGGUGGGAACCAAGCGCAAGGCCGACCCAGAUUCCAUGGACGAGGACCGGCCAGAUGAGGAAGCAGCCGAGGAGUCCAAAGCAAACCUCGAAGACCGCGGCUACACUGCACGAAAGUGGAAGCCCAUACCUGAAGCAUUACUGGAGCCAGAGCACAAGCAUUUCGAGUAUCUUGCUAAACGUCGCAAAGGCCUACCAAGCCUAUACGGGCAAGGAUCAGAGCUUGCUAAUGGUGGGCCCAUCAUCAUGCGGAAAACCAAGGUGAAGAAAGCGGGCGCAGAUGGCGAGACAGUCAUCUACGAAGCUCUUGUACCCGAAGGGCAAGCUCUGGAAGGCGAAGUCACCGAGCCAACUGAGUUAGCCGACGUCAAGCCGGUCACUGCCGCACCCGGCACGGUCAUCGAAGGGGUAGGCAUUGCUAACGAAGACGGUGUGUUUGUUGCCGAACAUCUGAAGCCCGCUGCUGUGGCUCCACGACGGAACAGACCUCCUCCUAAGAAGAAGGGUGGUCCGGGCCGUGGUAAGAAACGAGUCACAUUCACCAACCCUGAUGGGUCAACUUAUACCAAGAUCGUCCCGAAUGCGACAAAGAUUGUGCCUCAACCUGGCCAGACUGUCAAGCAUGUCUCGAAGGGUGAGGAGGCUGCGGAACAGAAAGCGGGUGGCGGCGAAGAAGAGGGAGAGGAAGAGGGCGGCGAUGAUGAUGAUGAUGAAGGCGACGAGGAGGACGAAGAUGAUGAUCGUGAGGAUGGCGAGCUGUCUGAUGACGAUGCGCCGGCAACAGGUGUCGCUACCCCCGCGCAGUCGGAAAGAGCGCCCGUGGUACCCACUUCGGAUCCAGGAGCAUCAGCGGCACAACCUCCGCCCGCCACUGAGCCGGAAGAGGGCGCAGCAUCGACCAGCAUGCGUGAGCUCUCCAGCUCGCCUGAAAUGCCGCUUGCGAAAACGUCACACAGCAGACAAGGCUCUGUACAGUUGCCCGCUGCACCUGCGCCGGAUGAGCUCCUCGCCACUGAAGAGCAAGCUGCGGACGGCGACGGCAUGGAGACGAACCCCGGCGAUGGCACCGCGCUCGAAACAUUCGAUGAUGGCGAGGAGGAUCUGCUUGGCAAUCUCGAGAAGCACCUCAACCCCGAACGCGAUGAAGGAGCGUAGAGAGCU
This is a messenger RNA of Baudoinia panamericana UAMH 10762, 1486 nucleotides long. RefSeq lists its product as uncharacterized. Bases 83 to 1480 code for a protein of 465 amino acids. The record is from RefSeq and is a predicted model, not a curated record. The transcript is spliced from 3 exons. NCBI's taxonomy places the organism in Eukaryota, Fungi, Ascomycota, Dothideomycetes, Mycosphaerellales, Teratosphaeriaceae.